AUGAUUUUAAAAUCUUUUAUACUAGGUAAUCUAGUAUCCUUAUGCAUGAAGAUAAUCAAUUCGGUCGUUGUGGUCGGACUCUAUUAUGGAUUUCUGACCACAUUCUCCAUAGGGCCCUCUUAUCUCUUCCUUCUCCGAGCUCGGGUUAUGGAAGAAGGAACCGAGAAGAAAGUAUCAGCAACAACAGGUUUUAUUACGGGACAGCUCAUGAUGUUCAUAUCGAUCUAUUAUGCGCCUCUGCAUCUAGCAUUGGGUAGACCUCAUACAAUAACUGUCCUAGCUCUACCGUAUCUUUUGUUUUAUUUCUUCUGGAACAAUCACAAACACUUUUUUGAUUAUGGAUCUACUACCAGAAACUCAAUGCGUAAUCUUAGCAUUCAAUGUGUAUUCCUGAAUCAUCUCAUUUUUCAAUUAUUCAACCAUUUCAUUUUACCAAGUUCAAUGUUAGUCAGAUUAGUCAACAUUUCUAUGUUUCGAUGCAACAACAAGAUGUUAUUUGUAACAAGUAGUUUUGUUGGUUGGUUAAUUGGUCACAUUUUAUUCAUGAAAUGGGUUGGAUUGAUAUUAGUCUGGAUACAGCAAAAUAAUUCUAUUAGAUCUAAUGUACUUAUUAGAUCUAAUAAGUACAUUAGAUCUAAUAAGUACCUUGUGUCAGAAUUGAGAAAUUCUAUGGCUCAAAUCUUUAGUAUUCUCUUAUUUAUUACCUGUGUCUACUAUUUAGGCAGAAUACCGUCACCCAUUCUUACUAAGAAACUGAAAGAAACCUCAGAAACGGAGAAAAGGGGGGAAAGCGAGGAAGAAACAGAUGUAGAAAUAGAAACCACUUCCGAAACGAAGGGGACUAAACAGGAACAAGAGGGAUCCACCGAAGAAGAUACUUCUCCUUCCCUUUUUUCGGAAGAAAAGGAGGAUCCGGACAAAAUCGAUGAAACGGAAGAGAUCCGAGUGAAUGGAAAGGAAAAAACAAAGGAUGAAUUCCACUUUAAAAGGACACGCUAUCAAAAUAUAAAAAGACCUGUUUAUGAAACUUCUUACCCUCCGGAUGGAAAUAAAGAAAAUUCGAAGUUAGAAAUAGAUAAAAAAGAAAAAUCUCUCUUCUGGUUUGAAAAACCUCUUGUGACUAUCCUUUUCGACUAUAAACGAUGGAAUCGUCCAGUUCGAUAUAUAAAAAAUGAUAAAUUUGAAAAUGCUGUUAGAAAAAAACAAAGUAAAUUAAUAAUAUAA
This is a messenger RNA of Cucumis melo (muskmelon), 1224 nucleotides long. Lineage: Eukaryota; Viridiplantae; Streptophyta; Magnoliopsida; Cucurbitales; Cucurbitaceae. The record is from the annotation of a RefSeq genome assembly.